This is a messenger RNA of Hyphopichia burtonii NRRL Y-1933, 610 nucleotides long. RefSeq names its product RNA-binding protein. Lineage: Eukaryota; Fungi; Ascomycota; Pichiomycetes; Serinales; Debaryomycetaceae. The record is from RefSeq and is a predicted model, not a curated record. Bases 34 to 594 code for a protein of 186 amino acids. Gene Ontology annotation, biological process: tRNA 5'-leader removal. Gene Ontology annotation, molecular function: ribonuclease P RNA binding. The transcript has a single exon. Gene Ontology annotation, cellular component: ribonuclease P complex.
CUUCACAAGACUUAACCAGAUUUUUAGUAAGGUAUGGUCAGACUCAAGCAGAGAUACAUUCUCUUCGAUAUCCUUUAUCCACCCAAAGCAGAGCCUCGAAACUCUUCUGAGCGAGAAGUUUUUGAGAGUUUCCAUAAAUCCCCAGAAGAUGCCUUAUUACGAAUGCAUCGGUCAUCACCACAAUCGAUUGAUGGGAAGUCGAUUAUCCGAGCAACAAGGAAGGCUAUACAAGACCAUUACGGCGAGUUUGGAGCUGGGGCUGUUGGACAGGGACUUAUGAUGAAAUAUUUCAGUAACAAGACCUCUACCGGGAUUAUACGAUGUGGUAGACAAUCAUGUCCUAUGGUGGUUGCCUCGUUGGCUUUAAUCAAUUGUAUUGGGAAAGAAGAUAUUAUUAUCAGAUGUGUUCAUAUAAGCGGUACAAUAAAGAAGUGUGAAGAGUUUCUGAUUGCUCGAAACAAAGAACUCAUGAUUAAAUUAGGGCAUUUACAAGAUGACAAAAAUGAGUUUAAUAAUAUACUCAAUGCAUUCCAAAACACCGGUGAUGAUUUUGCUAAUGUGAAGGACAAUUCUGAAGAUGAAGAUGAAGAUUAAACGAUGUGAAUUGAUA